UCCAGUGCUUGAUUUUUUUCACGUCCCCUCAACAAGCGCGCUAAAAUUAAUCGUUUUUCGUAUUAUUUUUUUCCAUUUAUAAACUCUCUCCAGCGGGUAUCUUUGUCGGUUAGGUUAGUAGUGAUGUUUCGAUGGCCGACACAAUAAAUGUAGACAAUGAAGGAGACGAUCUGCACUCACAAAUGGAGGAGGUGGAGGCGCUGUCGUCCAUCUACGGUGACGAAUGGUGCGUCAUCGACGAGGUGUCCAGAAUAUUUUGCAUCAAAAUAUCAAACGACACGGGGGAGAAUAAACUGACGGCGUGCUUGCAGAUACUUCUCCCGCCUGAUUAUCCCAGCAAGGCCCCGCCAAUCUACCAGAUCAAUGCCGCGUGGCUGCGUGGCUCUGAGAGGGUUCGGUUGGCCAACAGCCUGGAAGACCUUUACGUGGAGCACAUGGGCGAGAGCAUUCUCUACAUGUGGGUGGAAAAGAUGAGGGAAUUCCUGCUCGAAAAAGCCCAAGACUCAGCAACAGUGGAGCAGUCAGAGAAGGUGACCCUCACGGCGGAGGAGGAUGCGGACGACCAAGACGUGCCGGACUUCGCGCGCCUCACGCUGAGCGCGGAAGAGGCGCAACAUUUCCUAGAGCACGCGAACGGUGAAGAAGUGCCUCCGAUCAAACACGGCAGCUGCAUCACGGACCGCCGCAGCACCUUCCAGCCUCACCUGGCCCCGGUGGUGGCGCCGAGACAGGUCAAAGUCGUGCUGGAGAAGUUGUACGACAACAAGAAGAUCGCCAGCGCCACUCACAACAUUUACGCGUACAGGAUCUACUGCGAGGACAAGAACAGCUUCCUGCAGGACUGCGAGGACGACGGCGAGACGGCGGCAGGUGGCAGGUUGCUCCAUUUGCUGCAGAUUCUGGACGUGCGCAACGUGCUGGUGGUGGUGUCCCGGUGGUACGGUGGGAUUCUGCUGGGCCCUGACCGCUUCAAACACAUCAACAACUGCGCUCGAAGCAUUUUGGUGGAAGAGGGAUACGCCGCCUCAUCUGAUGAUGUCGCCAAAUCGGCGGGGAAAGCAAAACGGUUAAAAGGCAAGAAGACGAAAUGAAAGAAAAAGAAAAAGAGCUCCGUCGUUUCCAUUUGAACAGACGGUUUUUGAUUAUGAAUAAAUGUAGGUGUGGAUGAAAUUUAUGCAGUCAUAAUUAAGAGAUUAAAGUCUUAUAUUUCAUCAAGAAAUUGUUUUGGGGUUUUUUUGCUCACCAAAAUGCCCCAAAAAAAAAUUUACAAAAAAAAAAAAUCAUUUUACUUAUCCUGCGACCCUUUUGAGGAUAAGCAGUGAAAAAAAGUAAUGGAUGGAUGGAUGAUUUUAUUUAUUUAUUCAAAUUGGUUUAGUAAAGUUAUGAAAAUUAAGCAUUUUUUUUUAAUGGUGAAAGCUUAAUUUUUCAAUAGGAAAAGGCAUUUUUGGAGCGUUAAUUAUUAUAUAAUUGUAU
Molecule: messenger RNA, 1473 nt
Organism: Syngnathoides biaculeatus (alligator pipefish)
Lineage: Eukaryota; Metazoa; Chordata; Actinopteri; Syngnathiformes; Syngnathidae
Gene: impact
Product: impact RWD domain protein
Exons: 11
Coding region: 132-1091 (319 amino acids)
Biological process (GO): regulation of translational initiation
Cellular component (GO): cytoplasm
Molecular function (GO): protein binding
Source: RefSeq, a predicted model, not a curated record